AUGUCAUGGACCCCAAACCAGUGGUGCAGCGUGACGCGCCGGAAUUCGUGAAGCUAAUGCUGCUGGGAUCUUGAACGCUUCAGCAUGGACGCCAUUUUGGGCGGCUUGGCCAGCCUCGCAUGGGCCCGUGGAGAGGAUGCUGUGUUGAUGGGCAAUGACUUUUUAUCGUUUGUUGCAAUUAGCGGCGAUGCGCACCAGGCAAAAGUGGCGCAGGAUCUGUUUCGUCAAGAGGUUAGAUAUGAGAGGUCGCUGCAAAUCCGAGAGGACAUCCGUGAUGUGAACAAGUGCAUGAUGGAGAGCGUGCAGACGCACGUCCUUAUGGGAAGCAUCAUUUUAGCUGUAUGCUUCAGCAUGUCCAUCGAGGGCUUCAAGGGCAUUCGCACGGAACGAUUGUUAGACAUCCUGUGGUUGCUCUUUACAUGCUGGGCGUCCACGUUCACCUUUGUUGCGCUGUGGCUGGCGCUGCGCUUCCAGAUGAAGAUCUCUGGAAGUGCUCGGGAGCGGCUGUUGCGGCGUCACAGAUUCAUGGUGCCCGAUGAUGUGGUUGUCGGCAAGAUGGGUGGAGAGAACUUGGUCAACCAGAUGGCGGAUUUCCACAGCUGGGUGCUUACCACCAUGGAAGACCUCGUUUCAGCACAGACUGAUGAGGAGACCUUGCAAGAGAAGUGCGAACCAAUUUUUUUGAGGCCAGCUGAGCGACCUCUGCGUGUACGCGUGCAGAGCCUGGAUGAUGCACCAGUAGAUGCUGAGCCAUUGAGAAAAGGCCUGCAUGCCUGGCUGCAUGAGCACGGCGAGGGCUAUUCGCAGAACAAGACCCUGGAGGUUCCCUAUUUCUUGCUUGGUGAGACCUGCGUGCGAAUGCCUUGGGUGGUGCCCGCUGACGGGCCUUCACUCAAAUUGCGAGUGUAUGGCGAAGCGACCUUGUACGUGUCUACACAGUGCAUUCCAGGCGAUGCUCCGCUGCAAUCAAAGCGGCGGGGCCCUGCUAUGUCGGAGCCGUCGUCCCCAACCAGCCCCAUGAGCGCAGCAGGGGUGCGCAAGGCCUUGCGUUUGGAGAGCAUGGUCCCAGCCUGGCCGUCGGAUGAGCUGCCGUUGGUGCGGACAGGCUUCAACGAGAAAUGGAGGGGUGAAAGCGGCUAUGGAGAAUUCCGACGUGUGGAGGGCUUUUCCAUAUUUGUAGACAUGGAGCGAGCUAUGGAGCUGCCUUUGUACAAGAUUGUCCUUGCGAGCCCGGCAGACUUCGGCAGCGACUACAUCGAUGUGGUCGUCCAAUGGAACUUCAAAACAGCCUGCGAGGCGUUAACCGUGGUUCUGCGCCGUGGACUAGUGCAUUGCAAGGAGGAAGACUUUCCGUUGGCCGAGUUCAACACUGAAGUCAAGAAGAUGCUCCCUGUGAGAAGGUACGCUGGGGAUUACUUAGCUUCUGGGACCAUAUGCCUCCUUGUGGCAACCAGCCUCCUCUUUGCUGCCCGGGUGUACAACAUCAAUUCAGCGCUGGCUUGGUGGGGGUUCGAGGUGUUCUUGAUUGCUGUGGCACUGCUUCCCGGAUGCGUCUUGCUGCGGGUGAUGCCAGUGGAAGCUCCUGGUGAGGUCAUGCACCACAAUCUCAACACCAUCGACCAUCAUGAUGCCAAGCCAUCGCUGCUUGACCAGUUCAAGCGCACGAUGUCUGGUACCUUGGGCAGGCCAGCCACCGACUUGGGCAGGCGACGGCAGUCCAAGGAGUCGGGUGACUCAGAUGAGCUGUCCGGUGAGUUGGACGAGGAACAGAAUUAUUCCACCGACCUGGCCCACAGACUGGCUGCCAUGGAAGCGGAUCGCUUUCGCUUGGGCGAACGAGAUGCUGAUGACGAAGAGGAUGCUCCUCGUCGCCCGCCUCAAGCGCAAGAAAGCGAGUUUGGGCUUGGCUGCCUCUCACCAGAGUCAGCCCCUUGCCGGGACGUCAUCAGGGCCAGCAGUGACAAGGUCAGCGCAGUCGCUACGAGUUGCCAGAAUGUUUGGCGUGUGCCGCCGGAGACAGUAGCGCCCAAAUUUCGCAGGAAGGUUUCGUCCCAGAGUGACCCGCACGCCUUCGUGAGACUUCGAGAACCAGAGACCUACAAGGUCAGCAUGAAGAAGAACCUGCGAGCACUUUGGAAUGAUCUUCAGAUGGGGCUGGAGAGGCCCAGAUCCCUUCAGUUUUGGACAGCAUUUUUACAUGUGCUUUUUUCACUGUCCAUUCUCUCGGCCCGUCAGACUUGUGUUGGCGACGUGGCCUGAAGGGGGGUCCGGCGUGCAAGCCUUGAGUUGGGAGGUCUUGCCCACGGAGUGGCCGACCUUCUUCCAACCUUCGGCCGCGGAGUUGGUGGACAACGGACUGCUCUUCGCAGCGUCUGAUGGCAUUCUUCAAAAGUUUGAGUGGGCGGCCGGAAUCUUCCUGCCAGUAGGGCCAGCGCUAGCAGUGCCAGGAACAGCUAGAGGACUUGGCCUUGUCGACGGUCACUUGGGAGUGAUCAGCGAUGAGGGCUACUUUGGCACCAAAGAUCUGGAUGAGUCUUGGAUCAAUUCCACACUGCCGAGCACAUCGAGUGGCCCAUUAGGCAUUCUGGAGCAGGGCUUGGGCAAUGCCACUUUGUUUGCGCUGCUCCCUUCAGCGGAAAGGCUUGCAGCUGCAGCCCUGAGUGGCUCCUCGGGUACAAGUGCCUUGAUCCUUGGCACCGCAGAUGGCUCGCUGAGCCUGUGUCGUUUGCCUGCCACGGCAGGCCAAGCGAUGGAUGUGGUGCUGGAGCUAAAGCUUGGCUUGGAGGUCCAAGGUCUUCGACUUUGCCGCAGCACAUCUUGUCGCCAUGAUCAGGCAGUCAUUUGGGCAGCAGAUGUCCGAAGUCAGGUUUGGGCGGUCAGCUUGGAAUCUGGUGAGACACUUGCUAAGUUUCCUGCUGACCAACAGCUAGAAGGCUCUCUUGUGGGCCUCACUGGGAACAGCUCCCAUUUGGUGGCAUUGGUUCAGGCAAGCCACGGGCCUCAGCUUGUGGCAACACCCUACCCAGUGCUACCCAGCGCUUCACUGGAAUUGUGAUGCGGAAUUCAGACGGCACUUCGUGGGUGGUUCUCAAAACUUUGGGCCCUGGCGGUUAGCUUCCAUACCAAAGGCCCCCAUUGUGAGAAACGCCCUUAUGGGCGCUGUUCCGGCAGAUCUGGAUCCCAGAACUGCUUGUAGAGAAGCUUUGAAGCUUUGGGAUGUCCAUGAUUGAAUCAUGGUUGGCCUCCCAUGCGCUUGUGAGCGAAGCGCAAAA
Messenger RNA from Effrenium voratum, 3272 nucleotides. The record is from the annotation of a GenBank genome assembly. NCBI's taxonomy places the organism in Eukaryota, Dinophyceae, Suessiales, Symbiodiniaceae.